AUGAUGGCAGAGCAUAAUCACACCUCGGUGACCGAGUUCAUUCUGCAGGGCCUGAGCGACCGAGCAGAGACGAAGGCAGCCCUGUUCACACUCUUCCUCCUUAUCUACAUCAUCACCCUCCUAGGCAACACGGGGAUCAUCGUGGUCAUCCGAGCUGACCCCCGGCUCCACACGUCCAUGUACUUCUUCCUCGGCAGCCUCUCCAUCCUUGACAUCUGCUUCUCCUCCGUGGUUGCCCCCCGGAUGCUGGUGAAUUUCCUGUGGGAGAAGAAGACCAUCUCCUUUGCUGGCUGCAUGGGCCAAGCCUUCUUCUACAUUGUCUUCGUGACCACCGAGUGCUUCCUGCUGGCUGCCAUGGCCUACGACAGGUACGUGGCCAUUUGCCACCCCCUGCUCUACCCCUCUGUGAUGACCUGGAGGCUGUGCACGUGGCUGGUGCUGGGCUCCUACCUGGCAGGUGUCCUCAACUCCAUCACACAGACCACCUUCAUGGCCAGGCUGCCCUUCUGCAGCUCCAACCUCAUCAACCACUUCUUCUGUGAUGUCCCUCCCCUCCUGGCUCUGUCCUGCGCCAGCACCCGCCUCAGCGAGAACAUCCUCUUCUCCUUGGCUGGUGCCAUCGAGCUCAGCACCCUCUCCACCAUCUUGCUCUCCUACGUCUUCAUCUCCUUGGCCAUCCUGAGGAUCCGUUCAGCCUCGGGCAGGCAAAAAGCCUUCUCCACCUGUGCAUCCCACCUGGCCGUGGUGACGCUGCUCUACGGGACGACCCUCUUCAUGUACCUACGGCCCAGCUCCAGCUACUCCCUCAGCACUGACAAAGUGGUCUCUGUCUUCUACACCGUGGUCAUCCCCAUGCUGAACCCCCUCAUCUACAGCCUGAGGAACCAGGAGGUGAAGGAGGCCCUGAGGAAAGCAGUGGGCAGGGUCGCCCGCGAGCGCUGA
Molecule: messenger RNA, 942 nt
Organism: Chaetura pelagica (chimney swift)
Lineage: Eukaryota; Metazoa; Chordata; Aves; Apodiformes; Apodidae
Product: olfactory receptor 1052-like
Exons: 1
Coding region: 1-942 (313 amino acids)
Biological process (GO): G protein-coupled receptor signaling pathway; sensory perception of smell
Cellular component (GO): membrane
Molecular function (GO): olfactory receptor activity; G protein-coupled receptor activity; odorant binding
Source: RefSeq, a predicted model, not a curated record